GCCUUCACCGCCUCUCGUUGCUCCCCACAGGCCCGCGGCGGCGAUGGCGGCGGGGGACGAGCGGCGCUCGGCGAGCCCGGUGGCGGCCACCCCGUGCUGGCGGGUGGAGGAGUUCGUGGUGGCGCAGGAGUGCGGGCCCUGCUCCGGCUUCCAGAUGAAGACGGUGCCCGAGUGCAGCCCCACCGGCUUCGUGGAGCGAAUCAACUGCGCUGGCUCCAAGAGGGCCGAGUACAAGAGCUGCCGCUCUGCUCUCCUUGACGCCCGCUCCUUCUGGCGCUUCGUGGGCUCCAUGCUGGGCCUCUCGGGCCUCGCCGCCCUCCUCGUGCUCUCCCGCCAGCGGCUCCUGGACCGCCGGGCCCUCGAGAAGGUGCGCAAGCAGCUGGAGGCCAUCUGAG
Molecule: messenger RNA, 395 nt
Organism: Pezoporus flaviventris
Lineage: Eukaryota; Metazoa; Chordata; Aves; Psittaciformes; Psittacidae
Gene: JTB
Product: jumping translocation breakpoint
Exons: 4
Coding region: 44-394 (116 amino acids)
Biological process (GO): mitotic cytokinesis
Cellular component (GO): membrane; midbody; spindle
Source: RefSeq, a predicted model, not a curated record